AUGUCGGAAUCCGAUCCAAAAACUUUCGAUCGUGAAACAAUUCACAAAGCAUUCACUAACACAGACACAAUUGCAUAUUUUAUGGACAAUUUUGGUGAAAAUGACGAAUUUGUUGAAACUUUUGGCCAAGUUGAAAAUGGUAUGAAAACAUUCAACGAAGUGAUGGACCAACCAUUAAACAUGUUGAUGGAACAAUUUUUACUGCCAAAAUUUGAAAAACGUUUAACGGAUCUUGAAAAUGUUUUGAAAUUACACGAAGAUGAAGCUCAACUCAUGAGAGUAUUUCAUAUCGAACAUGUAGAACUCUCAUUGACUCAUCAACAUUUAGUUUCGAUGAAAGAACUUCAAGCAAAGCUUGAGAAACAAAGCGAUAUUAUUUCGAACAUUAACUUGGCAGUAUCGAAUAGAUAUCAAGAAAAAUUGUCAACAUUGAAUGCACAAAUCGAGAAAGCAAUCCGCAGGUAUAAAUGUCCACAGGAUUUAUUUGAUUAUGCGUCGCAUCGUGAUGAUUAUGAGCACACAAUACAUUCUAUCAAGAUGAUGAAAAUGAAUUUAUUGGAUGUGUUCGAAGAAAUAGAUUCGAAAACGGCUAGAAAAUUGUUUGAUCGAACUAGUGAUAUGCGGUGAGAGUUUUCUGGGUUCAAUUUUUUGAAAAAUAUAACAAGUAAAAGUCACUGCUCUAAUAACACAAUUUCGUGUUUUUGGCAUUGAUUACAAUACAUUUUUGUAUUGGAAAAAAUAUAUGAAAUUAUGUAACCAACUCUCUUUAUGCAAUUAGAUUUUCAUAAACACGAUUUUUGAAACUAGCUAAGCGAGUUCAAAUAACAUGUUUUUUUAUUUCAACCAAGUUCUAGAAUUUACUGUUUCUGAAAAUCUUUUAGAACAAAAAUGAAAAAUUGAAACCAUACAGAGACUCACAUUUUUCAUUGGAAAUGAAACAUUUUGAAACAUUUCAUUAUCCUAUAUUUUGUUCAGCGUUGAUGUUAUUAGACGCACAGCAGAAAAUGCUUAUUGGUUCCAUUCAACCAGAUUGAAGAAUAAUCCAGAGUUUGCUGAAUUCGAACUUGACCAAUGGAGCGAAACGGUAAGGCAUUUGAAUUAUAUUGAUAUAACAUACGUUUUACUUUAUCAGAUUUCGAAAAAAUUGGAGGAACUGGAAAUAAUGAGAGAAAUGUGCUGCAAUUUUCUACAAUAUGUUUGUGAUUAUUUCGAAUCUACAGAUGAACAAGUGCUUUGUGAAAUACCGAAACAAUGUACUGAUUUGAGAAACAAGUGUCAAAAUAUGAUAAACGGAUUGACGGAUGGAUCAUUGAAGCGGUUUUUGACAUCAAUGUCACACAAUUGUAACAAAUUCAAUGAAGAAAUGGUUAGUUUAACCAUUCCAAGUUCUGCUGUUAUAGAUUUAUCAAAAUUACGGUUAUGAAAUGAAUAAAAUCUAUUUUUAGUUGUUCAAUCCUGAUGAACCUUCAACUUCGGAUCAUUGA
This is a messenger RNA of Caenorhabditis angaria, 1484 nucleotides long. The record is from the annotation of a GenBank genome assembly. NCBI's taxonomy places the organism in Eukaryota, Metazoa, Nematoda, Chromadorea, Rhabditida, Rhabditidae.